AUGCCGCCACAACCUAGAAGAGAAAAACCAAAAGAAGAACAAACUCAAGAAGAGCCCUUCCUUCCACCCUGCGAAUUCACAAGUCCCUGUCCAGCAGCAACAGACGACGAUACUCAAACCACCUACUCACGCCGAAAAGUCAUCUCGCAUAUCUUCGGCCGCAAUAAGUCCGCCACGAAGCGGUUCCCAGACCAUGUGUGGGUGCAUUACUGUCGGCAGCAUUACCAGCGGGCGCGGUAUCGGGUCGAGUGGCCGGUUACACAGUGUGAGUUGUUGAUGAUUGUCCUGGGGAGGAUGGAGAGGUGGGGUGGUGUUUCGGGGUGGGAGGUUGUGUUGAGGAAGAGGGAGGUGGAGAGGUUGAAGGUGGAGGAUGGAGGGGAGGUUACUUUUUCUUCUUCUUCUUCUUCUUCUACUACUACUAAUACGACGACUACUACUACUACUACUACCGAGUGUGAUCUGACCACGCUCUCGUCUGGGUCGGGUUUGUCAUCUGUCGUUGCUGAGCUUGCCCCUGUCGGUGAUGGUGCGCGGGUACGGGGCGAACGUGGCAGACGCAGGAAACCGACUAUUGUGCCUUCGCCUGUGCCGAGUUGGCUUCUGAGGGAGGUUGGUCGGGAUAAGUCGUUUGCGGAUUUGAGGGACCUUGUUCGUCGGGUGCGUGGGGAGAUGGAUUCUCUGCGCGGACAGGGCGUGCCGGCUCGUCGGAUUGUGUUUCCGGAUAUUGAGCUCUUGCCGACGUUUCAGCCUUGGGUUCUGACUCCGGUGAAGAAGAGGCAGAGGAGGGGGAGGAGGGAUGCAGGUAGAGGGAAGAAGGGUGGGAAUGGGAAGAAGGGUUCUAGGGUUAAUAGGAAGGGGACUGUGAAGAACGUUCACGUGGGAGAUUGA
This is a messenger RNA of Aspergillus pseudotamarii, 888 nucleotides long. Its product is annotated as putative pathogenicity factor. The record is from RefSeq and is a predicted model, not a curated record. NCBI's taxonomy places the organism in Eukaryota, Fungi, Ascomycota, Eurotiomycetes, Eurotiales, Aspergillaceae. The transcript has a single exon. The coding region runs from base 1 to 888 and encodes 295 amino acids.